AGGUUCAGCCAAGUGCGCAUGCGCGCGCUCGCAGCUGGGCGCUCUGGGGUCCCAGGCUUGGGUGGGCUCCGGCAUCCUGCGUCGGAAGGAGGGCGUAGUGGGACUGGCGUUUUCUCCUGCGUCCUCGACCCCGCCCCCUCACCGCUCAGCCCCGCCUCCUCGCCUCCCAGCCCCGCGCCCCUCGCCGCCGGGUCCACCUUAAGGGGCGCGCUGACAUCAGCAGCCGCCGCGCCGCCCGUGGGGUGGGAUUUCCUCCUCCUCUGCCGCCGCCGCCGCGGGUCCAGCGUCGAGUCCAGCCCGCCCCGCCAACCCCGGCACGACCCCGCCGGCCCCGCCCGUCAGGCCCCGGGGAGGGAUGCGGCGGCGCGGCGCCCAGGAUGCCCCGCAGCCCCGGGACGCGCCUCAAACCCGCCAAGUACAUCCCAGUGGCCACAGCCGCCGCGCUGUUGGUCGGCUCCAGCACCCUGUUCUUCGUGUUCACGUGCCCGUGGCUGACACGAGCUGUGUCCCCAGCUGUUCCCGUGUACAAUGGCAUCAUCUUCCUCUUUGUCCUGGCCAACUUCAGCAUGGCCACCUUCAUGGACCCUGGCGUCUUCCCCCGAGCGGACGAAGACGAGGAUAAGGAGGAUGACUUCCGGGCCCCGCUGUACAAGAACGUGGAUGUGCGGGGCAUCCAGGUCCGUAUGAAGUGGUGUGCCACCUGCCAUUUCUACCGCCCGCCACGCUGCUCCCACUGUAGCGUCUGCGACAACUGCGUAGAGGACUUCGACCACCACUGCCCCUGGGUCAACAACUGCAUCGGGCGCCGCAACUACCGCUACUUCUUCCUGUUCCUGCUGUCGCUCAGCGCCCACAUGGUGGGGGUCGUCGCCUUCGGCCUGGUCUACGUGCUGAACCACGCCGAGGGGCUGGGCGCCGCCCACACCACCAUCACCAUGGCCGUCAUGUGUGUGGCUGGCCUCUUCUUCAUCCCCGUCAUCGGCCUCACCGGCUUCCACGUGGUGCUGGUCACUCGAGGGCGCACUACCAAUGAGCAGGUGACGGGGAAGUUUCGUGGGGGCGUGAACCCCUUCACCCGAGGCUGCUAUGGGAACGUGGAGCACGUGCUGUGUAGCCCCCUGGCUCCCCGGUAUGUGGUGGAGCCGCCUCGGCUGCCACUUGCUGCUCGCCUGAAGCCGCCCUUCCUUCGGCCCGAACUUCUGGAUCGAGCCCCACCGCUCAAGGUCAAGCUUAGUGACAACGGGCUGAAGGCUGGCCUGGGCCGAAGCAAGUCCAAGGGCAGCCUGGACCGGCUGGAUGAGAAGCCACUGGAUCUGGGGCCACCACUGCCCCCCAAGUCGGAGACUGGCACGUUUGGCAGUGACCGGCAGACCCCACGCCCAGGCAGUGCUGAGAGCGCCCUGUCGGCCCAGAGGACCAGCCCCCCGACACCUGCAAUGUACAAGUUCCGGCCUGCCUUUCCCACGGGUUCCAAAGCGCCUUUCUGCGGGCCGAGUGAGCAGCCUCUGUCCCUGCAGGUCCCCGGCCCCAACUCCCUGACCCUGGGGGAAGACAGCAUCCACAGCCUGGACUUUGCGUCUGAGCCCAGCCUGGACCUCCCUGACUACACAGCUGGCGGUCUGCACACCGCCUACCCGCCGUCUCCACCGCUCAGCGCUGCCGACACCUUCUCGGGGGCCCUUCGAUCCCUGAGCCUCAAGGCCGCAGGCCGACGGGGAGGGGACCACGUGGCCCUGCAGCCCCUGCGCUCUGACGGUGGGCCCCCCACACCCCACCGCGGCGUCUUUGCCCCCCACGCGUUGCCCAGCCGUAAUGGCAGCCUGUCCUACGACAGCCUGCUCAGCCCGGCCUCGCCCGGCGGCCGUGCGCGUCCUGCCCGCCCCUCAGCCAGCGCGGCCAGCUACCGCUCGCCCUACCUGCACCCCGGGGCUGCAGGCGACCCUCCGCAGCCCCCGCCCCGCAGCUUCAGCCCAGUGCUGGGCCCCCGGCCACGGGAGCCCUCGCCUGUGCGCUAUGACAACCUGUCCAGGACCAUCAUGGCCUCCAUCCAGGAGCGCAAGGAUAGGGAGGAGCGUGAGCGGCUGCUGCGGUCUCAGGCGGACUCGCUCUUCGGUGACUCCGGUGUGUACGACGCGCCCAGCUCCUACAGCCUGCAGCAGGCCAGCAUGCUGUCCGAGGGCCCCCGCGGCCCUGUGCUGCGCUACGGCUCCCGAGACGACCUGGUGGCUGGGCCUGGCUUCGGGGGCGCCCGAAACCCCGCACUACAGACGUCGCUGUCCUCGCUGUCCAGCGCAGUGAGCCGGGCGCCGAGGACCUCCUCCUCCUCCCUGCAGGCGGACCUGGUCAACAACAACGCCCCGGGACCCCGGCCAGGCAGUGGCUCCCACAGGUCUCCCCUGCGCCAGGGCCCGCCCUCCCCACCCAGCACUCCCCGCUCGCCUUCCUACCUGGGCCCCAAAGCCGUUGCCUUCAUCCACACGGACCUCCCGGAGCCACCGCCCUCGCUGGCCGUGCAGAGGGACCACCCUCAGCUGAAGACCCCCCCAAGUAAGCUUAACGGGCAGUCCCCGGGCCUGGCCCGCCUGGGCCCUGCUGCCGGCCCCCCGGGGCCCUCCACCAGCCCUGCCCGGCACACGCUUGUUAAGAAGGUGUCUGGCGUGGGUGGGACCACGUACGAGAUCUCGGUGUGAGAAGUGACUGCCACCCAUCUGCUGUGGCACUACGGGGACCAGGACCCCCCAGCGGCUGCCCCCACCCCCAGACUUCUCUGCCCUGACAGAGGAGGCGGCCCAGGCCUGGUGUGGACACGUCAGCAGGAGCGAGAGCCACGCUUCCACAAGUCUGUCCCCUGUACCCCACCUGUCCAUCCCCUUGUCUGCACCCUGGGGCGCGGGCAGGCCGAGGGCCUCAGGCUGCAGAUCUGUGUCGGUGCCCCUGCUGGGCCUUGAGGGGGCACGGACUGCAUCUGUGUGGACUGCACCCAUGUCCCGAGGUUGUCACCAGGCCAGCCCCCACCACUCCCCUUGUAGAUGGGUCCCUGUGGCCCAGACGUGGACAGAGGGGCCUGGGUCCCUGGCCGUCCUCUGGACUGAGGGCCUGCUGCCUGGCUGACCCCAACCUGCUGCCUUUCAGGGACCGGCUGGAAACUUCUAGUUGGGCGAGGCCGAUUCUUCUGUGGGGAGUCCAGCCCUGGCCCGCAGGCACCCAGCUCCGGCGCUCCUCUGGGUUCUGAUGGACAGGGGGACGGACGGACGGACAGACGGACAGACUGCCAGCUGUGGGAGGGGUCCUGGCUCCACGUGUCCUGUCUCGCCCAGCCGGUGGGCGUGUCCCCGUGUCUGUGCGCUGAGCUGCCAUGCCAUGUCCCACGUGUUAAAGCUCAGGCCCCUGCUGCCCCCACUGCCGGGAAACUCGCUGUCAUUGAAGCCUUAACCUCUGCUUUAUGCUCUUGUGGGUGGCAACGGGGGCAGGCGGGAGCAGGCACAGGCGGGACACUGCUGCAGGGGCCUCUGAGACCAGGAGCCCUUUCCCUGCCAAACGAGAUUCCCUACCCCAAGGCAUGCAGAGUCGGGGCGCCGGAGCCUCGGCGCCUGCGUGGGAAGCACAUGGGGAGGGGGUCAGAGCUCUGCCUGGUGCCAGGGGCCCGAGAGUAAGCACACAGCAGCGUCUGCUUGCGUUGUGUCUGUUUUAUGUUUUUAUAUCUACAUCUAUAUAUCUAUAAUUUUAUUAAAAAAAGAAAAAGA
Molecule: messenger RNA, 3743 nt
Organism: Phyllostomus discolor (pale spear-nosed bat)
Lineage: Eukaryota; Metazoa; Chordata; Mammalia; Chiroptera; Phyllostomidae
Gene: ZDHHC8
Product: zinc finger DHHC-type palmitoyltransferase 8
Exons: 11
Coding region: 378-2690 (770 amino acids)
Biological process (GO): protein palmitoylation
Molecular function (GO): palmitoyltransferase activity
Source: RefSeq, a predicted model, not a curated record